AUGUACAGUCUUGUACUCCGUUGCCACAGCAGCAGCAACCUGAUACUCAGCAGUACAUUCAGAGAGGUUACCCACAGCAAAACCCUUAGCAGAUCCAACAGCAACAGUGAUGAAGUCGAGAAGACUGUUAAGUCUGAAGCUAACAACGAUUCUAAUAAUCAGGACUGGAAGGCAACGUUAAAGCUCCCACCUCGAGAUAAUCAUUAUCAGACUGAGGAUGUGACGGCUACUAAAAGGAAUGAAUUUGAGGAUUACUUUUUGAAGAGGGAUCUGCUAAGGGGGAUAUGA
Molecule: messenger RNA, 288 nt
Organism: Eruca vesicaria subsp. sativa (arugula)
Lineage: Eukaryota; Viridiplantae; Streptophyta; Magnoliopsida; Brassicales; Brassicaceae
Source: the annotation of a GenBank genome assembly